AGCUUCAUCUAUAGAUGACUUGCCAUUGUUUACAAAGGUUACCUAGCUAGCAAGCUAAAAGACAGAUGGCAGGCUAUCAACAACAACCUAACAGAAAUAUGUUAUGGAAUAUUUUUCAGAAGAUUGAUCGAAAUAGAGACGGAGGUAUUGACUCUAGUGAACUACAAGUAGCACUUCAAAAUGGCUCCUGGUCACCUUUUAAUCCCGAGACAGUACGUCUUAUGGUUGGACUGUUUGAUUUUGACAACAAUGGAACAAUCGAUUUCAAUGAAUUUGUCAGCUUGUGGCAAUAUGUGACAGAUUGGACAAAUACGUUUCGAAAUUAUGAUACCAAUCGAGAUGGAACUAUUGAUCACAAAGAACUCUCUUCGGCUAUGAAGGGAUUCGGUUUUCGCAUAUCUGAGCGUUUAAUUGGAGUUCUAAUGCGAAGAUUUGACCGCACUGGAACUGGCCAUGUCCGCUUUGAUGAUUUUAUACAACUCUGUGUUGUCGUGAGAAUGUUGACGAACUCAUUUCAAAAGUUUGAUCACACGCGAACAGGAAAUAUUGAAGUCACAUACGAACAAUUUCUUUCUAUGGUCAUUUCUGUUAAAGUCAGAAAAUAAAAACAAAACACGUGAAAGUGAGGUCAACAUGAAAAAGAGGUCAAACAGUAGAUACAUUUGGUGAGCUGACAACAUUGAAGGAAACCAUUCAUCCUGAACAAGCAGACAUUAUUGCGCAUAUUUUUAUAUAUUUUAAGAGCAGAAAUUUUUGCAUUUUUCGCCCCUUUUUGCAAAAGUUUUUUUCUUCAGUAGUAUCAAAUCAACAAAAUGGAAAAGUAUUUUCCGCGAACUUGCUCGAAUUUUUUUUCAUUUUUUUUCAUUUUAAAAAAGUCACUAUACGAAGACUACACGGAGAACCAUACACAAUAAAAACAAGUCGUAACAUGAACAAAUAUCCAUUCUUUUUAUUUUUCAAUAAUUAGAAUAAUCCUAGAGGUCUCCUUUUUCUUCUCUCCGGCAUUAAACAUUCCCCUAAUAACUAUCUUAUGUUUAAAAACGUUAAAGUUUCUGUCAAAAUGAACUUCUUUUUUUCUUGACCCACUAGACUUUUUUUUGCAAAAGCGCGUUUUUUAUCAUCGCGAAAAAUUCCAUUCACGAAGGUAUCUGCUCUUUGGCUAUCUCCUCACCCCAAACGCGCUACUUCCGAAAUAUUCAUUGGAAAUUUAAGAAAAUGACCAUUAACAAACAGAUCUACAAAGAAAGUAAAGUGGAAAAUACCCAAUGUGGUACGCACAUAUAAAACAGAGAAGGUAUUUAGUAAUUCUACCAAAGCUAUGAUUUAUCUUAGUAUUUCGUUUACACUUUGAAUUAUUAUUUGUAAUAUUUGUAUCUUCUUAAUUUUAAUUUCUUUUUUUGUAGAUAGAAGUUGUAUUUUUUAAUAUUGAUGUUAUAAUUGCAAAUUAUUUGGUUAA
Messenger RNA from Hydractinia symbiolongicarpus, 1456 nucleotides. RefSeq names its product programmed cell death protein 6-like. Gene Ontology annotation, molecular function: calcium ion binding. Lineage: Eukaryota; Metazoa; Cnidaria; Hydrozoa; Anthoathecata; Hydractiniidae. The transcript has 8 exons. The record is from RefSeq and is a predicted model, not a curated record. Bases 66 to 605 code for a protein of 179 amino acids.